AUGGCGGCGGCGGCGGCAGCGGGGGACUCCGACUCCUGGGAUGCGGACACGUUCUCCGUGGAAGACCCGGUGCGGAAGGUGGGGGCCGGCGGUACGGCCGGCGGGGACCGCUGGGAAGGCGAGGACGAGGACGAGGACGUCAAGUUAGAAGAACCUGAAGAAACAAAAGUACUAACACCAGAAGAACAAUUAGCAGAUAAACUGCGGCUAAAGAAAUUACAGGAAGAAGCAGACCUUGAAUUAGCAAAAGAAACUUUUGGUGUUACUAAUACAGUUUUUGGAAUAGAUGCUAUGAACCCAUCUUCAAGAGAGGACUUCACAGAGUUUGGAAAGCUACUAAAAGAUAAAAUUACACAAUAUGAAAAGUCAUUAUAUUAUGCCAGUUUUUUAGAAGCCUUAGUUCGAGAUGUGUGUAUUUCAUUGGAAAUUGAUGACUUGAAAAAGAUCACCAAUUCACUGACUGUGCUUUGUAGUGAGAAACAGAAGCAAGAAAAGCAAAGCAAAGCCAAAAAGAAGAAGAAAGGUGUGGUUCCUGGAGGGGGAUUAAAGGCCACCAUGAAAGACGAUCUGGCAGAUUAUGGUGGUUAUGAUGGAGGAUAUGUACAAGACUUUGAAGAUUUCAUGUGA
Molecule: messenger RNA, 627 nt
Organism: Myotis myotis
Lineage: Eukaryota; Metazoa; Chordata; Mammalia; Chiroptera; Vespertilionidae
Gene: EIF3J
Product: eukaryotic translation initiation factor 3 subunit J
Exons: 6
Coding region: 1-627 (208 amino acids)
Cellular component (GO): eukaryotic translation initiation factor 3 complex; cytoplasm
Molecular function (GO): translation initiation factor activity
Source: RefSeq, a predicted model, not a curated record